GGUACCUAGCCUGCUAAAGCCGCGCAUCUUAGGCCUAGAGGAUAGGUGAAAUACUUAAUUCGCACGCUAAUGAAUCGCUAUAAGCCUUUGGAAGACGAAUGCGACAAACGGCGAUUAUCGGAUAUUAUUAGGCCGAAGAGGAAUACCUGAAUACCUGAAUACCAGCUGCUUUCUCUAGCUUUUAUUCUUUCCUCUUGACCCCUUAUCCUCUUCUGCGCAAUUACGAAAAUAAUAUGUCGAAACUUUCAGAGGCCGUCAAGGCGCUCAUAAACGCCAGCCACGCGCGGUCUGGCUACACUCCCUCGUCGGCAAGUGUGCAGACUGUCCUAACAAAGUUCGCGAGCGACGCUGCAGAAAAGAAGGUCGGAUUACCGGCUUGGGUGACUUUGUCGACAGCCGUCUCAGCGACGCUAAACUGCCCCGAAGCCAUGACGCAGAUCUUCCACCUAGCCAACUCGACCACGACGAACGACGAGCAGCGCACACCCGUUCAGAAUGCCGAGCUGAUCCGCGAAGUCGGGCUCAAGUGUAUCUCUUUCAACGGCAUCCCGCGCAGCAUCAACACGCUGGGCGCAUUCCGUAAUAGCCUACCCGCCGAUGUCGCCUCAUCAUUGAGUACGACUCCGACGCGCGAGCUGACGCCAUCUAACCUCGAGCUUCGUAAGCGCGACGGUCUCGCCCUCUGGGAUAGCGUCUACGUAGGCUUCGAGCGCAAGCUACUCGACAAACUAGCCCAGUCGCAUCCGGAUCUGCCCGUCCACAUCCUCAACGGCCACUACUCCAACUUGCUAUCAAACCCACGAGGCGUAGAUGUUCCUGUGAAGGUCGGUCGCGUACUCACGUCGCUUGUGGCUAUCGCGUGUUUGCGCACACAGACCGGUGUCGGACCUCAGGUUAUCUCGCAUAUCUUUGGUCUACGGAAGGCGUACGAUAACGGCGACGCGCAAGCCGAAGGCGAGGAGCCUGUCGAGGGCGGUGCAUGGCUGGCUACCGAAGACGGCAAUAUCUGGAUAUUGGAGAAUAUUGAUAAGUUAGUCAACGUGAUUAGCAACGGCGAAGGAACUACAUUUGCGCCUGGGUUACGGGCUAAAUUAUAAGAAGGGCAUAGUACACGGAUACUAAACCAGCUAAUGACGUGCUCAUGUGCUCAUCAAGGGAGGGUUAGGAUAUCUAAUGUAAAUGAAGUUACGAAACUGUACAUGGGAAUAAGAGCUUGAAUGAUAAAUCAAUAUUCAUAUAGGUCUGAGAGAUAGAUAUUAGGUUAGGAGGUAGUUUAUAUAUCUACCAUAUAAGCAGUUUGUUUAUACAAGUUU
Messenger RNA from Daldinia loculata, 1313 nucleotides. RefSeq names its product mitochondrial protein. NCBI's taxonomy places the organism in Eukaryota, Fungi, Ascomycota, Sordariomycetes, Xylariales, Hypoxylaceae. The transcript is spliced from 2 exons. The record is from RefSeq and is a predicted model, not a curated record. Bases 234 to 1097 code for a protein of 287 amino acids.